Aspergillus alliaceus is the source of this 1533-nucleotide messenger RNA. RefSeq lists its product as uncharacterized. The transcript is spliced from 2 exons. Lineage: Eukaryota; Fungi; Ascomycota; Eurotiomycetes; Eurotiales; Aspergillaceae. Bases 648 to 1406 code for a protein of 252 amino acids. The record is from RefSeq and is a predicted model, not a curated record.
AAACACUCCCGGACAACGGGAUAUGAUAGACCCGUCUAUACAUUUGUUUGAAUGAUGUGAAACGAAGGGCAUCUCGAUACAUGAUACUCAUGUUCGCAGGAUUGAGGAAGAUGUCGAUGACGUCACCGCAUCAUAUCUUUUAUGCCAUAGAAGCAGCCAGGAUGACAUUCUUCCAGCAUUCAUAACGCAAUCGAUGAAUAAUGCACCGAACAUGGUAGUUGGGCAUGUGAGGAACCAACUAUGUUCGGCUAUACGAUACCAUAGGCGGCAGGAGUGGUAUGCGAAUGGAGACGCACUUUUCCGACGAGUUUCUGGACAAAGUGGGCUCUCUCUUUCUUGUCGUUGAACUAGAUCGCCACUAUGAGCAUCUCAACCUUGGGAUCGAUACUUGUUGACGUACCUAGAAUAGACUCGUUCUGGGAAUAGUGGACUCGUCCACCGUCAGCAUGACAUCAUCCUAGCGAUGAUCUGGAUAUCAAAAGUCGAUGGCAUAGAGCUUCCAAUCUUAUAUAGAAUUGCAACCGUGCCGUGUAUCUCAGUCCUCAUUAAUUUCUCGAACCACAGAAUCUAGGAAACUACACUUCUAUACGCCUCGAACCACCUCAAUUCUAUUUAACAAACCUUGCAAAACAAUACUUUCUAUAAUCAUGGAUCUUCAAGGAAAGCCCAUUGGCCAAGGGCCCCGCAGCACUAAGGUCACCACUGACCCCGAAGCCUCUCGCAACCCCAUCCAAGAAUCCUCUGGACCAGUUGCCGGUGACUCUCUUGCCGCCGAAUCUGCCACCAAGGGUGGCACCUAUUCUCAGAACCGUGGCGCUCAGCCACUCGGUGUUGCUGGCCAGCAGUCUACCUUGAACACCAAGGACACAUCUUCUGCCACCGAGCUGCCGUCUGCCCCAGUUGGCGCUGCUCGUGAGAACCUCGACAGACAGGAGAGGUACCCCGAAGCCCUCGGCGGCCAAGGGGACUACUCCGGCCCACAUUCCCAGUCUGGCUACGUUGGUGGCGCUACCGCUGCUAAGCAGCAACAGCAGGGAGCCCGUCAGCCUCAGCAGUCCAAUGCCUCUCAGAACCAGCAACGCGGUACUGCUAGUGCUAGCGGCAGUGGCUACCACAACCAAUCCAACACUGGCACCGCACCUUCAUAUGCUGAGGACGUAGUCGGUGACUUCAGCAGCAAGAAGCCCAAGGGCCAGAACUUGAAGGAGGGCGGUUUUGAUAAUAGCAACAACGCCAGCUUCACCACCCAAAUUGGCAGCGAGAACGAUCCCGGUCGUCUCGCCACGAAGGGCUUCCAGCACAAACAGACAGAAUCCGGACCUACCGGCACACCUGCCGGCAGAGAGCAGAAGGGUGUCGACAACCAGCACUGGUAUCAGCCUCUGCAGUCCGACCAGCGCGCUUAAUUGAAUAAUGACUUGAACAUGAUGGAUGGUAUGAAAAGCUUAUGAGCGGGGUAUCUUACGUGCUUUUUUCUUCAGCCUACACAAAUGGCCAUGCAUUAUAGAUAAUAUGAAUACAAAAAAAUUGUAU